CGGGCUCCAGACUCGCUGUGGUCAAGUUCACCAUGCGAGGGUGUGGACCGUCUUUAAGGAUUGCCCCAGCAUUCAGUUCUAUGAGUAAUAAGUAUCCACAGGCAGUUUUCUUGCAAGUUGAUGUACAUCAGUAUGAGGGGACAGCUGCCACCAACAAUAUAUCAGCAGCACCUACAUUUCUGUUUUUUCGAAACAAAGUGAGACUUGAUCAAUAUCAAGGAGCAGAUGCUGUUGGAUUAGAAGAAAAAAUCAAGCAGCACUUAGAAAAUGACCCUGGAAGCAACGAGGACACAGAUAUUCCAAAAGGCUAUAUGGAUUUAAUGCCUUUUAUUAACAAAGCUGGUUGUGAAUGUCUUAAUGAAAGUGAUGAGCAUGGAUUUGACAACUGUUUGAGAAAAGAUAUGACCUUCUUGGAAUCUGAUUGUGAUGAACAGCUGCUUAUUACUGUGGCAUUUAAUCAACCUGUUAAGCUUUAUUCAAUGAAAUUUCAAGGACCAGAUAAUGGUCAGGGUCCUAAAUAUGUAAAAAUUUUUAUCAAUCUGCCCCGAUCUAUGGAUUUUGAAGAAGCAGAAAGAAGUGAACCAACUCAAGCUCUGGAACUAACAGAGGAUGAUAUUAAAGAAGAUGGCAUUGUCCCACUUUGUUAUGUUAAGUUUCAGAAUGUUAACAGUGUAACUAUAUUCAUUCAGUCCAAUCAAGGUGAAGAAGAAACAACAAGAAUUUCGGAUUUUACUUUUAUUGGUACUCCAGUCCAGGCAACAAAUAUGAAUGACUUCAAACGAGUAGUUGGCAAAAAGGGAGAAAGCCACCAAGGUACAAAAGACACUGGAAGACCAUAUUGCAAUCCAAUCUACAGCUCCUGGAUAAUUGCUUGAUUCUCAUCCCAGACUGUCAAUAUUCCAUUCAUUGCCAUUACCAAUAAAUCAUUGCUUUUGUUCGGAUGAUAUCAGUAGUGUUUUUGUUGUAAUCUUGAUACAUGCAAUUGUAAAUAAAAGUCACUACUUUUGCCAAGCUUAAAAAAAAAAAA
Molecule: messenger RNA, 1027 nt
Organism: Odobenus rosmarus divergens (Pacific walrus)
Lineage: Eukaryota; Metazoa; Chordata; Mammalia; Carnivora; Odobenidae
Product: thioredoxin-like protein 1-like
Exons: 1
Coding region: 33-875 (280 amino acids)
Source: RefSeq, a predicted model, not a curated record